UUCCGAUUUCAUAAUUAAUAUGAAAUGCGUAUUUUUUUUAAAAAAAAUCAAUCGCUUGCGGAGGAUCAGAUAACAGCGCCACCAAGUAUGAUAUCAUGUCUUCUAACUGUAGAGCAUUUUCCAGUGAACGCACCCUCUUACAGAGUUGACUACAAUGCCAUUGCUCGUCACAGAUGCCGUAGUCCGUUAACGUGUUCUGUGUUUUCUGUCAUUUCCUAGUGUUAUGUUAAGUGCGGGAAUAAUUAACAAGCAUCACUGCCUCCGCAGAUCCACGACCAAUGUAACGCUACGCAAUGACACGAAAACAAAGUCACCUCAUUCAUGCAUCCACUCGAGGAAAAUCGAUAAAAGUAGGUCCAAGCAAAACAACGUUAAAAUAAAGGCAACCUCAUUAUGCGAAUGAGAUUAAUGGGAUUAAAAAUAAAAUUAUAUUGCGCAUGCGUGUGCUAUUCUAUAAUUUUUAGUUUUUCAAGAUGGACGCCGUGAUACCUGGUAUAGUUCAUAUGGAUAAUAUAGCAGCUGGUAAUAGUAUUAUUCAACCGGACAAUGCAAAAACUAGACAAGCAACCAGGUAUGGUGUUAGACUGUUUCGGGAGUACUGUGUACAGCACGGCGUGGAAACCAUCAAUAAUUUGCCGCCCAGAGAAAUCGCCGCGAUGCUAAAGGGCUUCUACGGGCAAGCUCGCACUAAAGAUGGCCAAAGAUUUAGUGUUAAUUCAUUGAUUGCUAUUCGAUAUGCAAUUAGUCGUUACUAUCGCUCCCCCAUGGUCCACAGGAAGAUCGACAUAGUCAAAGAUAGUGCUUUCAACGAUGCCAAUGAGACAUUUCGUGCCGUUUUAAAGGAUCUGGAGAGGGAAUCCCGUGGCACAGCAUGUCAAAAAGAGUUACAAAUGGUCGAUAUGGAUGACCGACGGAAACUCAGGCAUUACUUCGAACAUGCCAUCAGCACGCCCAGGGGACUUCUCCAGAAAGUAUGGUACGAUUUGAUGCUCCGGGUGGGGCGUAGGGGUCGAGAGAGUCAGCGACUUUUGAACAGGAAUUCCUUCAGGAUUGCCAAGACAGCGGACGGAAGACAGUACAUCUAUCAGGUUGAUGAUGAAGAAGCAGGCAUUAUUUUAGAAAUUCCUGGCGAUCCUUUAUGUCCUGUAAAAACACUGAAAUUUUAUUUAAGUCGAUUGAAUCCUGCUUGUAAAGCCUUAUUCCAGCGGCCGAAAGAACAUAUAUAUGACCAGGAUACUUGUUGGUAUGUCAACUCCCCAGUAGGCAAGAACAUGCUGGCUACCAUGAUGUCAACCAUCUCCAAAUGUGCUAGGUUAAGUCGCAUCUAUACUAAUGUUCGCAUCCGAGCCACAACUUACUCUCCUGCGGAUGGAAAAGGCUGCAUUCCUUGUACUGAUGUAGCUGAACUACCUGUGCGAGAACAAGAUACUCGAGAAAUAAAACCUCCAGAAAAAAGGCCCCCAGAGAUUGCUCCAAAGCCAGUUCAAGUGACACAGAACUCUCACAUUAUCAAGCAAUUAAAUGCUCCCAUCGUCCAAGCUUGUUUAUCAGUUGCUGUGUCUAAUCCAUUGAGUACGGUCACAAAUACUGGUUCCUUCAUCAAUCGAGUGUUUCCCAUUGCCUUGACAACUGGUGUCCCUAAGACUGAAUUAUUGAAUGGACAGGCUAUCAACCUCAACAAACCUAUUGAACCGGAAUCUCCACUUCGUAAUUGUGAUUUUUGUAAAAAGGAAUUAAAAGGUGGAAUGGUCUUGAAGUCAAAUGAAGCAGGAAAAGAAUAUUGCUCUGCUGAGUGCUUAGGGAAAUGGCUUGCUGUAGAGCAUAAAGAAGAAUUGCAGGCUGCAGCACCUCAAGGGGAAAAUUCAGAAAAAAAAUUAAAUGAGAAUAAUACCCACACAGACUCUUCUUCAAAUCCCAAGAUUCAAAAACUACUUACAUUAUGUUCAUCUGCUAAUUUAUUGAUACCAUUUCCUUCUCUGUGCAAAGAUUUUACUGCUCCUGUUGAAAAUGAAGUCAUUACAAAUGGUGAUACUAAGGAUGAAUCAAGAAGUUCUUCACCACAGCUCAUUGUUCCAGAUGAGGUCUAUCCUGAAGCAAUUUUGGAGACAGUUGAUUCUGAUCCAGAAAAUCUUGAUACAGGAGUAGAAGAACCUGAAAUAGAAGAAGCUGAGGAGAAGUUAACAAGGGAUCAGGAAGUUAUGUGCCAGCCAACUAUGGUUUCAUGUGCAAUAUCUUGCAAGCCAAUAUUAAAAAGUCAGGGAAUUCAAACAGAUUUUAGUACCUACUUCUCAGAUAGUAUUUUCAGAAGUGAUGGUUUCUUCCCAAAAUAUAUUGUUAACAGCACUUGUUGUAGUAAGGAUGAGGAAGUAGAUGAUGUGAUAGAGGAGCACUCAAUUUUGAAUGGGGACACUUAUGAAUGUUUUGAUGAUGCUCAAGAUACAAACUCAUUGUGGAUGUCUGUUGAAGAAUGUGAUGAUGAGGAACCAGAAACACCAGAGUACAUUUCCCCUGUAAAUGCAUUGGUGAAAUGUGAGGAAACUCUUAUUCCUGAACCAUUGACUAGUGUAUAUUCACAGCGAGGACGAACGACCAAACGCACGACUUGGGAUGAAAUUGCGCAAAGGAGCAAGCUGCAAACCCUGUGGGGUGUAAAAGUUUUCAGAGAAUGGCUACAAUCUCGGGGCAGUCGUCGAGAUUUUGAACGCUUAGAAGCCAUAGUUCUUGCGGGUAUACUAGAGGAAUUCUAUGAAAAUCUGACCAAACCAGAUGGGGAGGAAUAUAGCGUCAGCACUAUGCACACAAUUCGAGCCAGCAUCAGCCGAUACUUAACCCUGCCCCCACAGAGCAAGCCCUUUAGUAUUAUCAGAGACAGGGAAUUCAAGCGAGCCAAUGAGGCCUUCUAUCGCCGUAUCCGCCGCCUGCAGAGUCCACGCCAACCUGCCUUCCAUUAUGCAACAGGAAGGCCAGCUGUCUGGCAGCCUCAAACGGUCAACAUCCCCUGCAACAGCAAUGGCAUCAUGCUGGUCCAGUUGGGCCCUCAGUGAGGUGCUUCUCUCAAAGGGGUUGUAUAUAGGUAACAUGUCUUUAGUCUCUGAAUAUGUGCUUAGCACUGUGAUGUAACGAUGAUUCGCUCUUCUCUUAAAGCAGUGGUUUUAAACUUUCUAAGGUCUGAUAAUAAUCCUUUUGUUUUUUUAGGACUAUAAAUUGUUAUUUUACAUAAGAAUUCUCUAAGUGGGAUUUUUUUAGCCAAUCUUUAAAUAUUUGAAAUUAAAGAUUUUUAUUGCUUACUGAUAAAAGUGUGGCUACUCUUGAACAAGUUUUAAGAAACAAGUAUUUUAAAUCAAGCUGGUUUUAAUUUUUAAUCUGAGAUAGAUUUCAAAUUAUUCUUUUCUCUUUUAAUGUAAUGUAUUUUACAGAAAAUACCAAAAAUUCAUAAUUUCCUUUCUUUGAGUAUAGAUUAAAAAUUUUAAAAUUUAUUUAUCCUAAACGUUUAUUCUUAAUGGAUAGAAGCACUUUCAGCAUUCUGAGAAUUUUUUUCAAAUUUCACUUUUCCAUCACUUUGAUUUUGUGUUUAAUUCAGUUUGAAAUCUGGAAACUUUUUUUUUUUAAUCAGUUCAUAUUAGUUUUAAAAUAUUGAAUAAUUUUCAUUAAUUCAUGAUUGUAAAUAUUACUAUUAUAUUAUUUUUUUAAGCUUAAAAUUCUGUUUAUUAUAGCUUUACAUUAUAUUAAUGUGGGUAAAAAUAUAAUAUUUUGAACCAUUAAGCAAUUUUCUGGGGACUGCAAACCAGAAAGUUAAAACCACUGUCGAAAAGAACUACAUCGUUAAGAUUCCAGCAUCCAACAAAAUGAAUAAUUUGUGUUGCCCGGUGAAAACAAAAAAGUUAUAUAUUAACCUUAGCAGAUGUGUUUUGUCUGGUUAAAUUUUGGACUUUAUUUUUAUACUCAAGGAGAUCUCAUAACUCUAUGUGGAGUAUAUGUUCUUUCUGUGCAAAUACAAGGACUGAUGCUGUGAAAGCAGCCUGGCGACUACUUGAUUUCUUUGUUUUGUUUUUUCUCUUUUUGUCUUGAGGAUUAAUUGCUCCUGCCCAUUGACAGCUGUAGAUUUCUCUUUUCUUGUUUCUGAAAAAGAGACUUUUUGUUUUGUGUGUUUCUGUGUCAUAUUUAUUUAAUGAAAUGUACUAUGUGUUUUAACGUGGGUUUAAUUUUUACCUAAUCAAUGGAAAAAUUCUACCCAAAUGAAUACUGUCAAUCAAAAUUAUUAUUAUUUUUAUUUUUUAUGAUUUAAUACAUUUGAAAGCAGAAUUCUUUAAUUUGUUUUUGCCAGUCUGUUAGCAAACAUGAGUCUUAACACUUUGCAAAGUAGUCAAGCAAUAUAUUAUAUGUGUUAUUUGUUAUUAUGUCUUUCCUUAUAGAUAGCAAUAAUAAUUGCUAUGGAUUUUUGCUUUCAAAAUUAGAAUUCAAAAGAUCAGCAAUACUAAUGAACUUCCUGUUUUAAAAAAGCAAUAAUUAAAAGAAUUUUGUACAACGAAAAUUUGAUUUUCUUUUUUAUAUGAAUUUUAAGAAUUUUAUUUUUCACUUGUUUAAUGGUGGCCAAUGAAAUUUUCAAAUUUUAUUUUAUAAAUAUAUUUAGUGCAAUUUUGAUAUGAAUCGUGUUCAGACGUAUUUGUGUGAAUGGGUGGAAAGAAUAUUUUUGCACCAAAUUUUAUUUAGUUUUGAAAUUUCAGAUAUCUCUAUUUUAUGGCAGUAUUAGUGAUAAAUUCAUGUGUGUAGUUGCUUUGUAUUACUUUUCUUUCAUUGUAGCUAGAGUGAGCUUUUAGCUUCUGUGCAUGCAGAAAAAAUGUUUAGUUGUGUAACAAACUGUAUUUAUUUUAUUUUUUCUUGCUUUUAUUAGCUAAUUUGUAUAUUUAAUAAAAGUAGUCUUUUUUUUUCUUUUUGAAUUUUAGAUCAUGUUUUCUCAUUUAAGAUCAUGAAUUAAUCUAGUUCAUGUGAAAUCCUUAAAAAUUUUGGUUUCUAUGAAUUUCUUUUUCUUAGUAAUGCUAGUCAAAUUCACCCAGCUUAGAGUUACACUAUAGUAUAAAAGUUACAAUAACUGAUAUAGAUAUAGCAGAAGGGUGAUCUCUAGGAAAUGGGAUAAGUCUUGUUCUUGAAAUUCAAUUUUGAAUUUUUUUUGUUGAUCUUUAAUAAUUCUAAGUGAAUGUUACUAGAGGCCAGAUUAUAUAAUUUCUUAUUUCUUACAUUAUAUAAUUUCUUACAUUUUAAUAAUGCAGUUAUUUUAUAAAUCUUCAUUGAAUCGUCUUUCAAAUUGUGAAACACUUCCAUACAUAAAGUUGUGCAUCGGCAAAAUGGGCCUCUAAAAACUAUAACUUUUUAUAAUUUGUUUUAUUGAAGCUUCAUAAAAGAAUUUGAAAUAAAAUGGAACCAAAGUAUAAAAAAAAUUAACUGUUUGAUUCUUCAUUAAUCACCAAAUCUGAUGCUUAAACAAUUUAAUUCUUAAAGUUAUUAUUUGUUCUUGCUUACAGUAAAAAUAAAUGUAAAAUUUAAUUUAACUAAUUCCAUUCAAUCAAAAUUUCAAACCAAGCAAAAAAAAAAAAAAACAAAAAAACAAACAAGCAUAGAUUGAA
Messenger RNA from Argiope bruennichi, 5621 nucleotides. RefSeq lists its product as uncharacterized. Bases 474 to 3044 code for a protein of 856 amino acids. The transcript is spliced from 8 exons. NCBI's taxonomy places the organism in Eukaryota, Metazoa, Arthropoda, Arachnida, Araneae, Araneidae. The record is from RefSeq and is a predicted model, not a curated record.